AUGGCGUCCUACUGUAUGACUGUCACUAGACUACGGAUGGUGUUGGGAAAUGGGGCGAGGCGACUCCACGUGUCAGCCGCGCUCAGUGCGAAAGCCAAGGUGGCCAUGAGCCGCUACGAACCUGGAUCUUCCGUUGACUACAGCAAGUUGCAGAACAACAUCGAGAUCGUACGCAAGAGACUGAACCGACCUUUGACCCUGUCGGAGAAGAUCGUGUACGGUCACCUGGAUGACCCGGCAGGUCAGGAGAUUGCACGUGGGCGUACGUACCUGCGACUGCGCCCAGACCGAGUGGCCAUGCAGGAUGCGACUGCGCAGAUGGCAAUGCUGCAGUUUAUCAGCAGUGGUCUUCCCAGAGUGGCUGUGCCCUCCACCAUCCACUGUGACCACCUGAUUGAGGCCCAGACGGGUGGAGCUCAGGAUCUACAGAGAGCCAAGGAACUAAACCAGGAGGUGUACAACUUCCUGGCCACAGCUGGAGCCAAAUAUGGUGUGGGAUUCUGGAAACCAGGCUCAGGAAUCAUACACCAGAUCAUUCUGGAGAACUAUGCAUACCCAGGGGUGAUGCUGAUUGGCACAGACUCACACACGCCCAAUGGGGGCGGACUCGGAGGCAUCUGUAUCGGAGUGGGUGGAGCAGAUGCUGUGGACGUUAUGGCGGGAAUUCCCUGGGAGCUGAAAUGUCCAAAUGUCAUUGGGGUGAAGCUGACUGGUUCUCUGUCAGGGUGGACGUCUCCUAAAGACGUGAUUCUGAAGGUCGCUGGGAUCCUGACGGUUAAAGGUGGUACUGGAGCUAUAGUGGAGUACCAUGGGCCUGGAGUUGACUCCAUCUCCUGCACUGGUAUGGCGACGAUCUGUAACAUGGGGGCCGAAAUAGGAGCGACUACGUCAGUGUUCCCCUACAACCAUCGUAUGAGAACCUACCUGGACAAGACCGGACGCUCAGACAUUGCUCUGCUGGCUGAUGAGUAUAAAGAGUGUCUGGUUCCUGAUCCUGGCUGUCAGUAUGAUCAGCUGAUAGAGAUUAACCUCAGUGAGCUGAAGCCUCACAUUAACGGGCCGUUCACCCCUGACCUGGCCCAUCCUGUGUCUGAUAUCGGAACAGUGGCUGAGAAAAACGGCUGGCCUCUGGAGGUCAAAGUGGGUCUGAUUGGCAGCUGUACUAACUCCAGUUAUGAAGACAUGGGUCGUGCGGCUUCGUUGGCCAAACAGGCCCUGGACCGUGGUCUGAAGUGCAAGGCCCAGUUCACUGUCACUCCUGGUUCUGAACAGAUCCGAGCAACCAUUGAGAGAGACGGAUAUGCAAAGAUCCUGAAUGAUGUUGGAGGAGUGGUUCUGGCAAAUGCUUGUGGACCUUGUAUUGGACAAUGGGACAGGCGUGAUGUGAAGAAGGGAGAGAAAAACACGAUUGUCACCUCCUUCAACAGAAACUUCACAGCCAGAAAUGACGCAAACCCAGCAACACAUGCCUUUGUUACCUCACCUGAGAUCGUAACAGCUCUGGCCAUCGCUGGCACUCUGAAGUUUAACCCAGAGACAGACUACCUGACCGCUCCUAACGGGGAGAAAUUUAAACUGGAGCCCCCCACCGGCGAUGAGCUGCCCAGCCGGGACUUUGACCCUGGCCAGGACACCUACCAGCACCCUCCCGCUGAUGGCUCCUCCGUCCGCGUGGACGUCAAUCCCCAGAGCAACCGCCUGCAGCUCCUGGAGCCCUUCCAGAAGUGGGACGGCAAAGACCUGGAGGACAUGAGGGUUCUCAUCAAGGUGAAGGGAAAAUGCACUACUGACCAUAUCAGUGCUGCUGGGCCGUGGCUGAAGUUCCGUGGUCACCUUGACAACAUCUCCAACAACCUGCUCAUUGGUGCUGUGAACAUCGAAAACGAUGCCGUCAAUAAAGUUCGCAACCAACUUACGGGCGAGUAUGGCGGCGUUCCGGACGUGGCACGGUACUACAAGAGUCAGGGAGUUCAGUGGGUGGUUGUGGGAGAUGAUAACUAUGGAGAGGGCUCCAGUAGAGAACACGCUGCCCUGGAGCCCAGACACCUGGGAGGACGAGCCAUCAUCGUCAAGAGCUUCGCCAGGAUCCACGAGACUAAUCUGAAGAAACAGGGUCUUCUACCUCUGACCUUCUCUGACCCUCGUGACUACGAUAAAAUCCGUCCUGACGAUAAAAUCUCCAUCAUCGGCCUCAAGUCCUUCGCUCCUGGAAAGCCCCUGACUGCAGUGCUGAAACACAGUGACGGCAGUGAGGAGACCUUUCAGCUCAACCAUACUUUCAACGAGACCCAGAUUGAGUGGUUUCAGGCUGGAAGCGCCCUCAACAGGAUGAAAGAGUUACAGCACUGAGUAUGGGGGAGGAGCCUAUGAGACAGGGGUGGGGCUAAACAAGGGGGAAAGGUUUCACUGAAAGGGAUUAGGAGUAAAAACCACUUCCCCUUUUUUUUUUUUUUUUUUAUGUUUUAACGGAAACUGUCUAGAGAUGUACCCAAAGGAAAGGACUGUACUCCACACACACACGCGCACACACUCACAUACACACACUCUGCAGGUCGCUGUACUGAAUGAACGCGCACACGCAGUCUCACACACUCUCAGGAUCACUGUUAAUGAACAUUAAGAAGGUCCUCUCCCCCUCUAACGACAGGUGCACAAACACACACA
Molecule: messenger RNA, 2664 nt
Organism: Chanos chanos (milkfish)
Lineage: Eukaryota; Metazoa; Chordata; Actinopteri; Gonorynchiformes; Chanidae
Product: aconitate hydratase, mitochondrial-like
Exons: 17
Coding region: 1-2349 (782 amino acids)
Biological process (GO): tricarboxylic acid cycle
Cellular component (GO): mitochondrion; cytosol
Molecular function (GO): 4 iron, 4 sulfur cluster binding; aconitate hydratase activity
Source: RefSeq, a predicted model, not a curated record